GAGGGAAUGGAGAGAAAAUUUUAGUGUGUGGCGCUAUUUUUCUCCUUCCUCUCGAUCUUCUUCUCUCUUUUUCCUCUGUUUUUCCUUUCAGAUCAUUCUUCUGGAAAAAAGGACGAGAAGGCGGGAACCUCAUUUCCCUUUCGAUUUCCCCUGCUUUAAUCCGACUUUCUGGAGAGGGAUCUCGAGGCCUUGAGGAUCCCUAGAAGGAGAGUCGAUUUUUGGGAAUAGGAAGAAUUCGAUCGAUAAUGGGAGGGGAUGAGCUAUUACAAGGGGACAUUCAGAGCUUAAAUGGUCUAGAAGAGACGAUUCGUGUUUCGAUUAGGUUAAGGCCGCUGAACGAGAAGGAAUUGGUGAAAAAUGAUUUGUCCGAUUGGGAAUGCAUCAAUAACAAUGCCAUUAUAUUCAGAAGCAGCUUACCCGAGCGGUCUAUGUUUCCCCAAUCUUACGCAUUUGAUAGAGUAUUUGGAUGUGACAGUACAACAAAGCAAGUUUAUGAAGAAGGAGCCAAAGAAGUUGUUCUUUCUGUGGUCAAUGGCAUUAACUCAACAAUUUUUGCAUAUGGGCAAACAAGCAGUGGAAAGACCUACACCAUGAAUGGAGUCACUGAAUAUUCUGUGGCAGACAUUUAUAAUUACAUUGAGAUGCAUCCAGACAGAGAAUUCGUGCUGAAGUUUUCAGCGAUUGAGAUAUACAAUGAAGCUGUCAGAGAUCUCCUCAGCUUAGAAAAUGUCCCACUUAGACUGCUUGAUGAUCCUGAGAAAGGAACGGUUGUUGAGAAACUUACAGAGGAAACACUGAGAGAUAGGAACCAUCUCCAUGAGCUUCUUUCAUUUUGCGAAGUUCAAAGAAAGAUAGGGGAGACGUCUCUGAAUGAAGCUAGCUCCAGAUCGCAUCAAAUCCUAAGACUAACAAUUGAAAGUUCUGCUCGCAAAUUUAGGAAGUCUCAACGUUCAAGCAGUCUCACGGCUACUGUGAAUUUUGUUGAUCUUGCGGGAAGUGAGCGUGCUUCUCAAACAAUGUCUGCUGGUGCAAGACUAAAAGAAGGUUGCCACAUAAACCGCAGUUUGCUGACUCUGGGAACUGUAAUUCGCAAACUAAGCAAAGGAGGAGGAGGAAGGAAUGGGCACAUACCUUAUAGAGAUUCCAAGUUAACACGGAUACUGCAGAAUUCUCUUGGGGGGAAUGCCCGAACAGCUAUUAUUUGUACUAUGAGUCCUGCACGUAGCCAUGUUGAGCAAUCAAGAAAUACAUUACUGUUUGCUACUUGUGCAAAAGAGGUGAGUACAAAUGCACAAGUCAAUGUGGUGGUGUCAGAUAAGGCAUUGGUGAAGCAGUUGCAAAGAGAAUUGGCUAGACUUGAGAGUGAGAUGAAGAGCUUAGCACCACGUCCUGUCAAAGGUGAUUCUACUGCGUUAUUGAAAGAGAAAGAACUUGUAAUUGAGCAGAUGGACAGAGAGAUAAAGGAACUGACUCGACAGCGUGAUCUUGCUCAAUAUCGAAUCGAGAACUUACUGCAUUCAGUUGGAGAAGAUAGGAUAUUUAAGCUAAGUGAAAGUGCAGUACAAGAAAUACCAGAUUUGGUUGACCUAGAUCUAGUUGAUGUACGUUCUGAUGAUGACUCAAGUCUUAAAACUCUAGACACAUUUAAUGGACAAGAAGAGCAUAGCCCCCAUAAGGUUGAUCCUCUAUUCUCUAUGAGUCACGAAGAUAAUUUUCUGCUAGAUAGCAGUACUCCAUUGGCUGGACCUGAUCCUUAUCACGACUGGGAAGAGAUUGCUCAACGUGUUCGUGCAAAUUCUGAAGAUAUGUGUAAGGACGUUCAAUGCAUUGAACUAGAAGAACCAAAAGAAACACCACACAAAGAAGGUGAUUUAACUUUAGCUAGAUUUGAAGAAAAUGAAGGAAAGAUGGUCAGUACUUUUGGGAAUGAUCAAGUGACAUCCCCAGAGAGGGAGAAUAAGGAGUUAAUUACACUUAACACAGGUUAUAGUUACGAUGGUUUUAUGCCAAAUAAUGCAGAGAUGCAGAAAACAUUAAAUUGUAUUGUAAACCUUUAUCCUGCCGAGCAAUCUUUUAGCUCCAUUAAAUCAGCUGAUGCUGGCUUUCAAAACUUGAAGUUGGCUAGAAGCAAGAGUUGUUUGACUGUUCUGAUGGCCCUCCAACCUCCUACUUGGAUUGAAAAGGCAGAACAGGAUAAGAAAGCACUGACUGUUGGAUCUGAAGUAAACUUCUCUGGAGUAGCAGAAGGUAGUCGGAGAAAGCGUGGUUUAAGUUGUGGAAAUCUGGAUGCAAACGACUCAGAAUCAGUUUGCAGUCAUUGUUCAGAAACUAAACCUUUGGAAAUAAUAGAUGAAGAUGAUGAUAAUACCAGUGUUGUCAACUUUUCAACCGAGAAAACAGGAAAGUCCAAGACCCGGCUAAAGAAGCGAUCUAGUUCGAGGCUGGGGAGGGUCUCUAAGAUGGAUGAACCUAAAGAAACCACACUAGACGUUCAAGUGGAAGACGCACAAGAUUCCUGGUCGAAUUCUGAUUGGGACAUAGAGUUCCAGAAUCAGCAAAGAGAGAUUAUUGAGCUUUGGGAUGUUUGCAACGUACCCUUGGUUCACAGGUCUUAUUUCUUCAUCCUUUUUAAAGGAGACCCAUCAGACGCAGUGUACUUGGAAGUUGAGCUUAGAAGGUUGUUCUUCAUAAGGGAAGCCUUUUCUCGAGGAACUAAUGCUCGAAAGGGUGAUGCUAUCACUCAAGCUUCGAGCUUGAAAGCUCUAAACCGCGAGAGGGAAAUGUUGGCAAGGAGGAUGAAGAAGAAGUUCUCAAUGAAGGAAAGAGAGGCCCUUUACAAGAAGUGGGGUAUUGACUUGAAGACAAAGCAAAGAGGCAUACAAUUGGCACGAAUGCUAUGGUCAAGAACAAAAGACUUCGGCCACAUCAGCGAAAGUGCUGCCCUCGUGGCAAAGCUACUUGGAUUUGUGGAACCAACUCAGGUCUCCAGGGAGAUGUUUGGGCUAUCCUUCUCACUCCAAUCCUUAGAUCACAGGUCUUGGAAAAGGAAUAUGUCUCUUCCUUUUUAAGCUUUGUACCAUCUCAUAUUAGUACAUAUAUUAAUGUCUCUACUCAUCCAUACUUGUAGAAUCCAAUUAUUUGAAUGAAAAUGCCCUAGAAGAUGGAUAAGAUUCUCUCACUUUUCAUCUUUUAUGUUAUAUUAUCAGUCUGAUUGACUGCUUUGUUCAUGUGUAUAUAAACACUUUCGAGGGAUAUACUUACAAAGAGGAUAAUUAUUUUUUCC
Momordica charantia (bitter melon) is the source of this 3283-nucleotide messenger RNA. Its product is annotated as kinesin-like protein KIN-7E. Gene Ontology annotation, molecular function: microtubule binding; ATP binding; microtubule motor activity. Gene Ontology annotation, biological process: microtubule-based movement. Lineage: Eukaryota; Viridiplantae; Streptophyta; Magnoliopsida; Cucurbitales; Cucurbitaceae. The record is from RefSeq and is a predicted model, not a curated record.